GACAGGACAUGUGACAGCCAGCCAAGGCAGCAGUAUUAGCUUUCCUUGCCCUUCACAUCUGUUUCAGCCUGGGAUGCAGGGAGCAGCUGUGUGAUGUCCCCCGUGUUCUCACUUCGCGGAAGAUCCGUGUGGACUUCCCGGAGCUUCCUGAGGCUUUCACGGUCUGAUUCUUGCAGCUGACUGACAGCUUCAUUUUCCACAGCCCUCCGUGUAGAAAUUGGAAUUCGGGUGCUUUUAUCAUGCUGAACGGCCGGGACCGGGGAUACCUUCACUGGGGUUUGUGUCUGUGGAUAUGUGGAUUCUUGGCUUUCUUUAAAGGUAGUACAGGCUGUGUGUCUGAAGAACAGCUCUUCCACGCACUGUUUGCUCGCUACAACCACUUCAUCCGGCCGGUGGAAAAUGUUUCCGAUCCCGUCACGGUGCAUUUUGAGUUGGCAAUCACGCAGCUGGCCAAUGUGGAUGAAGUCAACCAGAUUAUGGAGACCAAUCUGUGGCUGCGUCAUAUCUGGAAGGACUACAGAUUGCGCUGGGAUCCAACGGAGUAUGAUGGCAUAGAGACUCUUCGAGUUCCAGCAGACAACAUCUGGAAGCCUGACAUUGUUCUGUAUAACAAUGCCGUCGGUGACUUCCAGGUCGAAGGCAAGACCAAAGCUCUUCUUAAGUACGAUGGUGUGAUAACCUGGACCCCGCCAGCCAUCUUUAAGAGUUCUUGCCCUAUGGACAUCACCUUCUUCCCGUUUGAUCAUCAGAACUGCUCCCUGAAGUUUGGUUCCUGGACUUACGACAAGGCAGAAAUCGACCUUCUCAUCAUUGGCUCUAAAGUGGACAUGAACGACUUUUGGGAAAACAGUGAAUGGGAAAUUGUCGACGCCUCUGGCUACAAGCAUGACAUCAAGUACAACUGCUGUGAAGAGAUUUACACAGAUAUAACCUACUCCUUCUACAUCAGGAGGUUGCCCAUGUUUUACACCAUCAACCUCAUCAUCCCCUGCCUCUUUAUCUCCUUUCUCACGGUGUUGGUCUUCUAUCUCCCUUCCGACUGUGGCGAGAAAGUGACUCUUUGCAUCUCGGUUCUGCUUUCUCUCACUGUGUUUUUGCUGGUUAUUACAGAGACCAUCCCAUCCACGUCUCUCGUGAUCCCACUGGUGGGUGAGUAUCUACUGUUCACCAUGAUCUUUGUCACGCUGUCCAUCGUGGUGACCGUGUUUGUGCUGAACAUACACUACAGGACCCCAGCAACGCAUCCCAUGCCCAGGUGGGUCAAGACCGUCUUCCUCCAGGUCUUCCCCUCGAUUCUGAUGAUGAGGAGGCCUCUGGACAAGACGAAGGAGGCAGGUAGUGUUAAGGACCCCAAAAGCCAUACCAAAAGGCCUGCCAAGGUCAAGUUUACUCAUCAAGGAGAACCCAAACUUCUGAAGGAAUGCCGCCACUGCCAAAAAUCAACUGAUAUGGCACCUGGCAAGAGAAGGUUAAGCCAGAAGCCUGCACAGUGGGUGACAGAGAAUUCAGAGCACUCGCCAGAUGUUGAAGAUGUCAUCGAUAGUGUUCAAUUCAUAGCAGAAAACAUGAAGAGCCACAAUGAAACAAAAGAGGUAGAAGACGACUGGAAAUACAUGGCCAUGGUGGUAGACAGAAUCUUCCUUUGGGUGUUUAUAAUCGUCUGUGUGUUUGGAACUGUGGGGCUCUUUCUGCAGCCACUGCUUGGGAACACAGGAAAGUCUUAAUUGGUAUUUUCCUUUUACCUUCUGAAUCUUUUAGAUGUUGUGUUUUUUUUUCUGAAGUAUUUACUACAAGAAAAGGCCACGUUUGCAGUCUCCUAAACCAAGAGAAGAAGUGGGUGGGCAUCGCUGCAACCUUAGGAACCUGAACGCGUGUCUUCCUUUGCACUGGCUGUUUUGCAGCCUUGGAGCCCAGAGCGGACAAUGGUCCUAGGCUAAGAGGACUGAAUGAGCUUCUCUAUGCUUUGCAUGCUAUGUUUUGAGAAACACAAAGGGCCCCUCACAGAGCUAAGCCCCAUAGUCAGAGGCAGUCCAUACAGGAAGGUGAUCCCCUUAUAUCUGAAGCUCCUGCUGGUUAUUGAAGUGAUGUGUAUGGCUAGCAAGAAGCUCAGGAAGGCUGCUGCUACUGGACCCUACUUUCUUGUGCGUGUCUCUGUGAUGGAUGUAGCUCACACUAUUAUCUGACACGUGGAAUGGUCGAAGGAGAAAACCGAUAGCAUAUCUCUUAGUAGACUAUUCAAUUCGUGGUACUAUUGGCUUUCUGUUGGUGUGAAAAUCACUGAGAUGACAGCCAUAAAAGGAUGACAUUUAUAUGAGCUCAUGGUUUUAGAGGACUUAGCCCCUCCCCCCAUCACUAGGCCCCGUUGCCUCUGGAUGUUUGAUGAGGCAUCUCUGGAUGUUUGACUAGUAGAGGAUGGCUGUCCACUUAAUGAUAGCUACAAAGAAAGCAAAAAGAGAGGAAGACUGUGGAGUGCCAAUAUUGCUUUCAUGGGCACACCCCAAUGACUUAACAUCUUCCUGCAAGGCCUCCCAUCCUAGGAGCUCUACCACCUCCCAGUACUGUGGAGGAAUCGGUCUCUAACACAUGUCCUUGGGGGUGAUCCAAACCACGGCAGUAUUGUCCUGGCAGGACAUUUGGCUGGCCCCAGUGCUGUGCUAGGCGCUACAAGGGAUAACAUGCAGUCUUUCCCUUGUAAAGUUACAGCCUUUUAGAAAAGCCAUAUAUGCAAAGAUCCACAGGAUCAGGUAGUGGAGAAUAUAGCUAGAGCAACCCAAAUGGGAGAAACUAAUCGGGCAAACCUAAAACCGCUCUCGUGUUUGAAAUAGGUAUCUAUCUGGGUAGCUUUUUCCCCAAGCCCUUCACUAGCUCACUACAUGGAGAUAAAAUAAAAUCAAUAUGAAAUUUUAA
This is a messenger RNA of Mastomys coucha (southern multimammate mouse), 2907 nucleotides long. It is a transcript of the gene Chrna6, whose product is annotated as cholinergic receptor nicotinic alpha 6 subunit. The transcript is spliced from 6 exons. Gene Ontology annotation, biological process: chemical synaptic transmission; signal transduction; nervous system process. The record is from RefSeq and is a predicted model, not a curated record. Gene Ontology annotation, molecular function: transmembrane signaling receptor activity; acetylcholine-gated monoatomic cation-selective channel activity. Bases 240 to 1724 code for a protein of 494 amino acids. Gene Ontology annotation, cellular component: neuron projection; synapse; postsynaptic membrane. Lineage: Eukaryota; Metazoa; Chordata; Mammalia; Rodentia; Muridae.